Molecule: messenger RNA, 954 nt
Organism: Rhizophagus irregularis DAOM 181602=DAOM 197198
Lineage: Eukaryota; Fungi; Glomeromycota; Glomeromycetes; Glomerales; Glomeraceae
Biological process (GO): ribosome biogenesis
Cellular component (GO): nucleolus; ribonucleoprotein complex
Molecular function (GO): RNA binding
Source: RefSeq, a predicted model, not a curated record
AAAAAAAAAAAAAUGGCUAAAGAAAAGAAAGAGUCUAAAUCUAAGAAAGAAAAGAAAGAAAAGAAAGAAAAAACUCAUAAAGAAAAAAAAGAAAAGCAUUCUUCAAAAAAUAAAGAAGAUAAUGUAAUGGAAGUUGAUGUCAUAUCACCAGUCUCUACAGGACCAACUCCAACUAUAACCCCAGCGGAAACAAAAUCAGACAAGGGUUUAAUUGUACAUUACGACUUAAGAGCUUUAAUACCUUUUGCACAACCGUUAGCAUCUGAGAAAUUAACUCGAGAAAUAAUGAUAGUAAUCAGGAAAGCUGCAAGACAACGACAUUGUAGACGUGGCGUUAAGGAAACCGUAAAAGCUAUAAGUAAACAGCAAAAAGGGUUGGUCGUGAUGGCUGGGGAUGUUUCUCCAAUGGAUGUGAUUUCACAUAUUCCAGUUUUAUGUGAGGAUAAUGAAAUACCCUAUAUUUUCAUUCCAUCUCGAGCUGAUCUUGGAUUUUCAUGUGCAACUAAACGUCCAACAAGUGUUGUCAUGAUUGUUCCUGAUCGUAAAAAUGAAGAUAAUAACCUUGAAUACAAAGAAAGUUUAGAAAAAUGUCUUAAUGAAGUCAAGGAAUUGGAACAAUUCAUGAUACAUUGAGAAAUUCUAGACAUAUUUUUUAAUAGUAAAUAAAAUAAAAAUUUAGCGUUUUGAUUCUUUAUGUGGUGGUCAUAAAUCUAAUUUGUAGAUCAAAGAUAUGCGGUGUUAGCAUGAUAUAGCAUAUGACCCUUUUCGUGUGUAUAUAAUUAUCAGAUAUACAGUAUAGAAUUUUAAUCAAAAAAUGCAUAUCAUUCACGGAAAAAUUUAUACAAAAAUGGAGGACCAUCUAAUUAUAAUAACUAGCAAUUUUUUUUAGAAUUAUAUCAUCUCAUUAUUUGGGAGUCUGUCUAAUUUUAAAAUAAAUCAAAAAAUGUUGUCAUU